This is a messenger RNA of Oryzias melastigma (Indian medaka), 1435 nucleotides long. It is a transcript of the gene dmrt1, whose product is annotated as doublesex and mab-3 related transcription factor 1. Gene Ontology annotation, molecular function: RNA polymerase II cis-regulatory region sequence-specific DNA binding; DNA-binding transcription factor activity, RNA polymerase II-specific. NCBI's taxonomy places the organism in Eukaryota, Metazoa, Chordata, Actinopteri, Beloniformes, Adrianichthyidae. The record is from RefSeq and is a predicted model, not a curated record. Gene Ontology annotation, biological process: sex differentiation; regulation of transcription by RNA polymerase II. The transcript is spliced from 5 exons. The coding region runs from base 399 to 1112 and encodes 237 amino acids. Gene Ontology annotation, cellular component: nucleus.
AAAAGAGAGAAACGGACGAAAAGUGUUACCGACGUUUUUUAAAAAUGUUUUUUAAAAUAAUUUAAAUGCGAAAGAAAUAAGAGAGAACGAGACACUGAAGAGCAGCAGGUGUACAAACUUACUUUUUCUAAAUUAGAUAUUUAUUUGGACAGAUUACUGUCUCAGUAAAAGUUACAUGACGUCUGUAUUACUUUUAAACUACAGCAAAACAGUGAAAACAGCAGAAGAUUGAAUGUUUCUAUUUUCGUUGGUGGACAAUAAAGUUUCAGAUGACAUUUUACCUUUUUUAUGUCUGUGGAUCAGGGGGGCUGCUCCACCCCGCCCACCUGCUCCGGUACAAGUGACCCCGCCUGACCAGGGCCCCUCCGCGCGCAGUCCGCUCACGUCUCCGGGCCGUCAUGAGCAAAGAGAAGGGCCCCGGUUCCGGUCCGGACCCGCAGAGGUCCCCACGGAUGCCCAAAUGCUCCCGGUGCCGGAACCACGGCUUCGUGUCUCCGCUGAAAGGCCACAAGCGCUUCUGCCGCUGGAAGGACUGCCGCUGCGCCAAAUGCAAGCUGAUCGCGGAGCGCCAGAGAGUCAUGGCGGCGCAGGUCGCCUUGAGGAGGCAGCAGGCUCAAGAGGAGGAGCUUGGGAUUUGUAGUCCAGAGGCUGACCCUGAAGUGAUGGUGAAGACUGAAGCCGGAGCCGACUGCCUGUUCUCCAUGGAGGGGCGACCCGGUGCGCCGGCCGUCACCCCCACCCCUCUGUCCGCCUCAGGGAGCUGCUCGGCCUCGUCGUCCAGCCCGCCGGCUGCGGGCCGGGUUCCCCCCGAGGAAGCGUCUGACCUGCUGCUGGAAACCUCCUACUAUAAUUUCUACCAGCCUUCAAGAUAUUCCUCGUACUAUGGAAACCUGUACAACUACCAGCAGUACCAGAUGCCUCACACUGACAGCCGCCUGUCCGGCCACAGCGUGUCCUCUCAGUACCGCAUGCACUCCUUCUACCCCGGGACCGCCUACCUGCCGCAGGGCCUGGGCUCGUCGGUGCCGCCGUACUUCAGCCUGGAGGACAACGACGGCGCGGCCGCCUCGUUCUCCCCAGCAGCAUCAGCUCCGCCCACGACUCCACCUUGACCUGCCGCUCCAUCCGCUCUCUGGUCACGCUGGCGUCAAGGCGGAGUUUGAAACGUCCAGCUUCCCGAGACCAAAUGAGAGGAGGAGGAUGAAGGUUUCCGCCCUCUGAGAUGACAGUUUCCCGACUCUGUAGAAUCUCUUUCUGUCUCUUUUGUUCAAUUUAGUUUCAGAAAAUCAAAUCCUUUCUAAACAAACUGAGAACAUUCAAACACAUUACAGCUUCUAUAGAAUCAAUAGACAAUCUGAGCGUCAUUUAAGACAAAACUGGAACCAAAAAGUUCAUUUUAUUACAAAUGAAAAACUGAAUAAAAAAUUAGAUCUUU